UCGCACAAAUCUCUUUAUAUUAUGUGAUAAAUUUACUCAACUGCAAUUUAUCUGUAUUCUCAUCCUAUACAGUUUUCUCUUUUGCAUUACAGCAUUUCAUAACUAACAGCUCCGCAAAGCAUUUAGGCAUUAUGCAAAAUCUAACUGAACCUCCGGGCAAUGCAACACCCACCAAGAACGUGUCCAUCAUUGUGAAGGUAUGCGUGGUCAUCCCAUUCUUCUGCGUCUUCCUCUACUGCAUCCUCCUGAUGUUGCACACCUUCGUCUCUCACAGACAGUUCUUCGACAGCUCCCGCUACAUCCUGUUCACCUACAUGCUGGUCAAUGACACCCUGCAGAUGCUCCUCUCCGUGGUGCUCUUCCUCUUUGUCAUGGGUAACGUGAACUUUCCCAUCAUCUUCUGCACCCCCUUGUUGUUCUUGUCCACAGCCACCUUCCAGAACAGCCCACUCAUCCUGGCCGCCAUGUCCCUGGAGCGCUACGUGGCCAUCUUCUACCCACUGCAUCGUCCAGUCUCCUGGAGACCUGAGAGAAUCUGGGUCAUCAUCCUGAGUCUGUGGAUCGUCAGCUGCAUCCUGCCCACGGUGGACUUCAUUCUGAUGCGGCCCAAGGCGGAUGUUGAUGUCCUGUCCACCCCAGUGCUCUGCAAAAUGACAGUCCUCAACUCCUCGCCCAUUCAGACACUAUUCAAAGUGGUCAUGAACGGCCUCUUCUUUGCCCUGGUGGCCGUUGUUAUUCUGUUCACGUACAUCCGCAUCCUUCUUGAGACUCGCAAGAUGCGGCAGGACCGCGUGUCGGUCAGCAAGGCCCUACACACUGUGGUGCUCCACGGGUUCCAACUGCUGCUGAGCAUGAUGGCCUUCACCUUCCCCAUCACCGAGAGCCUGAUUGUCCUGCAUGUCAACUGGCUGCAGGAGCACAUAUCUUUCUUCAACUACUUUUGUUUCGUCUUGCUGCCACGGUUUCUCAGCCCCCUCAUUUACGGCCUCAGAGAUGAGAGCCUGAGGAGCCACAUGAAAAGAGCUGUGCCCUGCUGCAGGGCUCGAAUUAGUCCUCAUAAAGCGACCAAGAACUGA
Molecule: messenger RNA, 1076 nt
Organism: Pygocentrus nattereri (red-bellied piranha)
Lineage: Eukaryota; Metazoa; Chordata; Actinopteri; Characiformes; Serrasalmidae
Gene: or95a1
Product: odorant receptor, family H, subfamily 129, member 1
Exons: 1
Coding region: 132-1076 (314 amino acids)
Biological process (GO): G protein-coupled receptor signaling pathway
Cellular component (GO): membrane
Molecular function (GO): G protein-coupled receptor activity
Source: RefSeq, a predicted model, not a curated record